GCUGCAUUUGUGGCAGAGUGAUUAGGUAUUGACAUUGUGAUUCUGUAAACAAUACCUUAAGUGCUGCUGGCUACGAUAAAUUGAAGCAGUAGAAAACAAAUAGCAAGCUUGAUUACACUUUCAACAUAGGCAUUGGGGAUGUUUCUGCUUCCUUAUUAAAAGACAUGAAGUCUGUUGAUGCUGUAAUUGUUGAUAGAAAAUCUGGUUUUACUCGUCAAAUUGAAGCAGCAGAAAACAAAUAGCCAGCUUGAUUACACUUUCCACAUAGCAUUGGGUAUGCUUCUGCUUCCUUCUUAAAAAACAUGAAGUUUGUUGAUGCUGUAAUUGUUGAAAGGAAAUCUGGUUUUGCUCCAAAUCUUGAUUUUAUCAUUAGAUAGAACAGUCUUGUCAGGGCUAGCUGUGUAUGCACAGGUGUCCUGGAAUGAGUUUGUAUCACAACCUUUUGGAUUUCUUCGCAGAUGAAACCGUGGAGACCCAUUACUAUGUCCAAUCAUUUAAUUUGUCAGGCAUAUGACUGAAGGCCUAUUUGGAUCUAAGUGCUAAUGGGUGAAAGUGCUAAAGUUUAGCACCUUUACGCAUUAGCACGUCCAAACAGGAGUGCUAAUAGGGAGGGCUAAACUUUAGCCCACCUCCAAAAAGAUGCAAAAGCAUUAGCUGGUGGGGAGGUGCUAAUAGGUGCUAAUGGGCACUGGAACUCGCGAAAAGAUCGAAAUACCCUUGCCAACCUUAUCCUAUCCUCGAACGUCGCCCUCCCCCACGCGAGAUGCCACCGUCACCACGUGCUCCUCCCUGCCGCUAGCUGCACCACAGCGCCCUCCCUCCUUCCCUCACCACACGUAGCCGUGGAUUCCUCCUCCGCGGCCGCCUCGUGCUCCUCCCGCCGCUGUCCCAUGCUCCUCCCUGCCACUGCCGCCGUGUGCUCCACCCCGCCACCGCCAUCACCGCUAGUUCCUCCCGGCCGCUACUCGCGCCGCGGCGCCCUCCCUCCUCCCCUCGCCCAACCCAAUUCUCUGUCGCUGGAGAUGGAACCACAUGGGCUGCAGGACGGCGAGGGCUUUGUGGACUUCUUCUCCCAGGGGGAUUCCACGGCGCUGUCCUCCAAUCUCGGCGGCGGCUUCUCCCAGCCCGAGGCCUCCCUGGUGGGGCGCAGUGUGCCUUCUUGGCGAGAGGACAUCCAAGGCUUCGACCUCAACUCCUAUGGGCUUGAAUUCCCCAACAUGCAGUCGUAUCAAGACAUUCUUCAAUCGUCAAGGGUUGGUGAUGAAGUCGUUGGUGGGAAGCAAGGCACCGGCGUUCGUCGUACCAACAAAUCAGGCAAUGGAAGAUCCUCUCAGCGCUUUGGUGGAGAUGCAGGAGGCAACGGCCGUGGUGUCGUUCCGCGCACUUGGGGAGAUGUGGCUGCAAAGGCCGCUGCGCCGUUCCGCGCUCCUCGCAUGGCCCGAGAGCGUGGACGUGGACGUGGAGGUUCCGUGUCCGCCGGCACCUCAACAAGGCACGCUGCACAACCAAGAGGUCUUCCUCCUCGAGCCACUACCAGCCUAUCUUUCCCCGCCGGUGGUACUGGAGGUCUUCCUAACCAAUCUGCUGCUGAAGAACAGGAUGAGCAACUUGGGAUCAACCCUCCAGUGACAGAACAAUCCAUUUACUCAAAGUCAGAAUGUUUUGGCUAUAUGCGACUUUAACAUGAGGUUUACCUUUGUAGUCGGGGGAUGGCCAGGAUUAGUGCACGACAUGAGAGUGUUUACUAAUGCAAUUCGCAAGUAUGGCGACAAGUUUCCAUAUCCACCUCCAGGAUAUCUUGCACCGUACAAAGGUACAAAGUAUCAUGUACCAAAAUUUCUACAAGGUCCAGCACCUAAAGGUAAAAAAGAGUUAUUCAACUUUGCACAUUCAUCACUUCGAAAUGUCAUCAAGAGAUCAUUUGGAGUACAGAAUUUUGUUAGCGAAGCAAAGCAAAAUAAUACUUGCCUGUAUGGCACUUCACAACUUUAUUUAGAGAGAGUGCAAUGGCAGAUGCGGAUUUUGAAAUGUGCGAUCGUGAUGAACACUUCAUUCCACUCUCUGGUGCAUCUUCAUCUCAUCAAAGUGGUUCAAACACCCAUUUAGGAGACCAAGAUAUGAAUGCAUUUCGUGAUGCUAUCGCUAACGGUUUGUUUGUAGGCGAGAGUAAUUGAAAUAAGUUAUUUGUGCAAGUUUGUAUGGACAUUAUACUAUUGUAAUUUUUAUUCGUGCACUUGACUGUAUGAAUCUGCACUAUUGUAAUUUAUGUUGAAGGUUGGCAUUCUGAAAUUGUAUAGCAGCUUGGCAAGCAGAGGAGUUUAGCAAGUAGAGAGUACGUGGGUGGUCAGGGAGGGGACCAGGGCGCAUGGGAGGGGACCAGGGAGGCAAAAGGAGGGGUAGAGAAGACUUUCCUCCAUGUGCUACCUUUCCAUUAGCACUGGAUCCAAACACGGGGGUUAAAUUUUAGUACCUGCUUGCUAAACUUUAGCAAUUCUCAUACAAACAGGGUCUGAUUUUCUGAAGACAGUCACAUGAUGCAAUAGUAUGUUAGUCAUUUUGCUGUAAUAUGAGCUUUUAAGG
Messenger RNA from Setaria italica (foxtail millet), 2580 nucleotides. RefSeq lists its product as uncharacterized. The record is from RefSeq and is a predicted model, not a curated record. Bases 891 to 1682 code for a protein of 263 amino acids. Lineage: Eukaryota; Viridiplantae; Streptophyta; Magnoliopsida; Poales; Poaceae. The transcript has 2 exons.